AUGGCUGCCUCCGGCAGCAUGGUCGACCCGACCAAACCCGAAAAGUUCCGCGUUGUGAUUGGCGACGAGCUCUUGGGGAAGAGCACCAAGGAGGUCUUUACGGGCGUUCGAUACAACCACAGGCCGGCAGAGGAAGCACCCGGGAGCGCGCGAAUAACCCCCUCGAAGCCGGGCAGCGGCACCUUUGACCUGGCAUUUCGCGAGCCCGACGGCACCAAAUACAGCUACAAUGGAACCCGCGCCAUGAACGACGGCCAGUACGUGCUGGUCUUUGACCCCAACAAGCGCACGUUUGUCCUACACAAGCUCGAUUCGCUCUUCAACAUGAACCUCGUCGGCACGCCUGACAGCGACGACCCGGCAGCACUAAAGAAGCAACAUCCGUUCCUGUCAGGUCAUGGCGUUCCUCGGCAUCUCGAGCAAAAGGCGGCGGCAAUCGCGGGCACCGGCAAGGCUGCAGGCAAGGCCAAGCCAAACACGGCCUUGAGAGCUCCCAAGAAGCAGGCUCCGAAGAAGAAGGAGGUUGCCAAAAAGCCCCCUCAAAAGCCCGCAGCGCCGCAGGAAACUAUGGUCUUACCUCAAGCCCCGUCGGCUCCGUCUCCCGCCCCGCCGCCGCCACAAAAACAGAAAAACAAGGAGGUCAACUCGGACGAUGAAGACGACGAGGAUUCAGAUGACGGCCUCGAGAUUGUUUACACCGACUCUCAGGAGGCCAAGCCUCGGGUGAACAAAGGCGCUGCCUUUUCGCCAGCGUUCUCUCAACCAACACGGCGCUUCUCAGAGUUUAUCAAGGACCACAACGAUGAGGACGACGAGGAUGCUGAUGCGGAGGGUGAGCCCGAGUCGGAUCACGACGUCGCCGAGGCCAUGGACGAGGACGAGCCGGAGGAGGAGAGUGCCAACUAUAAUGAUUACAACAAGCCCGACCAGGAUGAUUUCGGCGACCUGGAGGAAGAUCUUGAGGCAGCUCUGGAACAGGAGCUGGCUGCCGAGGAGAGCGACGUCAGUGAGGAAGAUUAA
Molecule: messenger RNA, 1020 nt
Organism: Pyricularia pennisetigena
Lineage: Eukaryota; Fungi; Ascomycota; Sordariomycetes; Magnaporthales; Pyriculariaceae
Exons: 2
Coding region: 1-1020 (339 amino acids)
Source: RefSeq, a predicted model, not a curated record